UUAAUCACUCGCACCUCGCGCCACACAGAUCACCGACCCUUUCCACUUCCCACUUUCCACAGGCGGAUUAUCUCUCAACAGAAUCCAAUCCAACCUAACAGAGGCAGAGGCAGAGGCAGCAAUGGCGGCCAUAAGCUCUGUUGUAGGAACUGGAAGCGUGCCCCAAAUCCAAAAUCGUAGUGGCCUUGCCCCUUUUACCCCUUUACAUACUUCCUUAUUUUCUCCAACCAGGCGUCUGCUUGAAGUUGGUGCUGGUAGGACAUCUACACUAAGUGCCAUUGAUGACAGAACUACUUUUUGUUUAUCCAAGCCUAAAUUUGACAAUGCCGGUCAGCACACGGUAAGUAAACUGGUCACAUCUCAAAGAAAUAUUGUGUGCUCUGCUUUGCCAGAAUCAUCUACUUCUACUGUUGCUGCUGAUACAAAGGAGGUAAAAACAGCUCAAAAGGCAGCUCCAGCCAAGCCUAAAGUUGCAGCGAAAGCUCCAGUCAAGCCGUUGCCUCAAAUGAUGGAGGAGGAUGUUAUCCCGCAACUGAAAGCAAUACUUGAAACUCAAGAUGAACUCUCUGACAUUGAGCUAUCUUUUCAAGACGACAAGCUGGAAGGUCUCUUUUUAAAAAAGGACAUUCGGUAUUCAUUUUGGGCCUUCUUUCCCGGUGGAGUCCUCACAGGUCCAAAAGGGUUUUCUCUGUCUUCCUAUGGCCAAGGAGCGAGUACAGUUGAGCCUUUUCUCAUUGAUGAGAAGAAAAUAACGGCAAAACAUAUUGUAUUUUGGGUUGAAAAGCGUCUAGCAGCUCAAGGAAUCAUUCCGGUGUGGAAAGACUAAAACUCCUAAACGAGUUAUUGACAUUCAUUCCCGAUGUUCUAAAAUUGAUGUCUACCUGGAUGCAGAUUGACGUGAUCUUCUUGUAUUGGAUAUAGCUAAUUCACUUGUUAACUUUUCAUGUAAAUCAUUUUCUUGUUGUAAAGAGGUAGCGACCUUGUACGACUGUAAUAUUAGUCCUUUGUAUAUGAUCAGCAGCAAACUACACAAUUGAUGCAGACAAAACAAAUUGUUCCCAGUUUUUACAA
Messenger RNA from Prunus mume (Japanese apricot), 1071 nucleotides. RefSeq lists its product as uncharacterized. The record is from RefSeq and is a predicted model, not a curated record. NCBI's taxonomy places the organism in Eukaryota, Viridiplantae, Streptophyta, Magnoliopsida, Rosales, Rosaceae.